This is a messenger RNA of Phaedon cochleariae (mustard beetle), 1665 nucleotides long. NCBI's taxonomy places the organism in Eukaryota, Metazoa, Arthropoda, Insecta, Coleoptera, Chrysomelidae. The record is from the annotation of a GenBank genome assembly.
AUGAUGGAAAAUUUUCCAAGAACAGGAAGAGUCAACGAAGUUUGUCAGGAAUGGAUGGUACGUGAAGACGGUGCCCUGGCGCAUCGUUUACAGAAUCAAGAGUUUGAUGAUCAUUUAUCAGGUAACAAACAUCGAAAUGCCUUGGUUCGAGAAGACUUCCCCAAAGCAAAAGAUGAACAAAUCCGAGAACAAAGAAUGGCCGAACAGGCUGCUGCUAUUUAUCAAAAGAUGUUAGCUGAGCAAGAAGAAAUUGACAACAGGGUGGCCAAAGACCUAGCCGAUAAAAUUGAACGUGAAGAAAGAAUGAAACGCAGAGCAGCAGAACUGAAUGACCAAGAAAUUGCUAGACAGCUGUUGGAGAAAGAACGCCUGAGAGUUGAGAGACUUCAUCAAAUGCCUCCAGCUGGUCCACCAUACUCACCCCAGAAACCCAUGCAUCUGCCACCAAAGAUGGAAACACAGAUCUCCCCUCACAGGCCUAACCCCCAAAAUUACCAAGCUAAUUUACCACGAAGGCAAGCUUUACCCAUGCCAUUACCAAAUCAAGUCCAGAUGUAUAAUAAUAAUCAUCCACCAAUUUCACAUAAUCAUUUUGAUGUAAGCAGUGCUGAAUUGUACAAUGAACCAUACAAUCCAGCCCAGAACUUGUCUGAUCACUUGAAUCUAAUAGAAUUAGCUGAUAUAGGACUACCAAUAGAUGAAGUAAGUGAACGUCAGAUUCAAGAGGAAAAAGAUGCAGAACUGGCUAGGAAAUUACAGGAGCAAGAGGGCUCCCUAGAAGAAACUCUGAUCAACAGAGAUCGAAUGCUAGCUAUUGAGGCACAAGAUAAAGAACUGGCCAAGAUGUUGCAAGAAAGAGAAAGAGCAAAAGCAAAGAGGGCUAGAGAAAGAGCAAAACAAAAAGCUCUAGCUAAAAAGCAACAGCAAGCUGAUGGUGACAGGGAUGUUAACCAGCUGAUGCCUGAUGAUUCUUAUGCCUUUCCUGCAGAUGUCUUAUCCCAUCAUGGUGCUAGAGUUCCUGGGAUGGUCACUGCUCAUCCUGAUUUGUAUGCAGUGCCAAAUCCUGAUGAGGAUGUAAAUUAUAGUCUUCCUGCUGAUGUACUGCCCAAUGGUAGGAGCUCAGGUCUGAGCCACAAUUUCAAGCAGAACUAUAGUCCCAGCAAAUUUGACAGCUAUGGUGGGGAACUCAAAGAAAUCAAUGGAGUGGGACUUCCUAGUCAUAAUCCACCCUUGGACAGGAGUGUUGUAACUAGUGUCCCAGCUAGUAGGCCUACACAUCUAGAUUUGAGAUCUCCUCUCACCAAAAUCAACAAACCCCGUUUCCCGGACCCGGAAACUUGUGACUCCCCCGGCAGCUCGACUCCGGCCACUUCUCCCUCCCAGCACACCAACAUAGCCAUGGCCAUCGAUCCCACUUACACACGCAGGGGCUACAGAGAUGGCAAUCCUAGCUACAGGGCUUCCUCCAGUUUCGACACGAAUUCGAGUACGGUGACCACCAGCACGUCGAGUAGCAGUCCGGGGGUGCUGCCGCCGCCCGAUUUGCCGGAGCUGGACGAGGACAACCCGGCGCCCCCUUAUAUGCCCAUCCAGGGGCAGCGGAGGACCUCAUCGUUGGAGAAGAAGCAGAAGAAGAAGAGCAAAGAUGGGUGCAAGCAGCAGUGA